CCAGCUGUCCCAAGCCCCCACCCACCUGGCAAAAGUCGUGACCAAGGGGUGGAAUCUGCACUCAGAAGGUCCUCGCCCAACUCGGUCAGCACAGCCCUCUGUGAACCAAGCACUGCUCCAGGGCACAGAAGAGUGCACAUGAUAGAGUGGCAGAUAGGCUUCUGGUGAGCCCCUGCCUCUGAGAGCUCCUGGGUUAGUGGGAGGCGGAGGCGGGCAGACCUAGAGUGCACACGGGCCAGCCUGCCAAGCUACAGAAGGAAAGGACAGCAUUGCAAUGGAGGGACCUGGCUAAUGGGGGAAGAUGGGAAAGCUUCCCGGGGAAGCGGCACCCGGGCUGCUGAGCCUACAGGACGGGUGAAUGGCAGCCAGUGACAGAGCGGGGAGUGCUAUGGAGCGGGGACUGCUUUCCAGGAAGAAUGAGCAGCAGGUGCCCAGGCCCUGAGUCUGAAGGUACCCCAGAGCUCUGGGGAACACAUUCAACCACCCAUGAUGUUUAUUAAGCUCAACUGCCUGCCAGGAACUUAUCUAUGAGCGGGGAUGGAUUGAGAAUAUCCAAGACAAAGCUUCUGGCCUGGUGGAGGUCAUGUUCUCAUGAAAGGAGUUGGUGAACACGGAAGGUCAUUUCAGAUGGCAAGAGGAGGUGGCACUGACGUUGAGGGUGGAAAGGACCUGUCUCCUUCUGCUGCCCACCUAAUGUUGCCACUAAGAUUCCCUGAGGACAAUGCCUCUGUCCCUCAGCCUGGGACUUCCAAAGAGGUUGUCUGGCAGCUUCAGGUGGACCCAGAAGACGUUCCCAACUCAGGGAGACUCAGCGAUCACUCACUUGCUGUACAGAAUGAUAUUCCUCACGGCACUGCCUCUGUUCUGGAUUAUGAUUUCAGCCUCCCGAGGGGGUCACUGGGGUGCCUGGAUGCCCUCGUCCAUCUCGGCCUUUGAAGGCACGUGCGUCUCCAUCCCCUGCCGCUUUGACUUCCCGGAUGAGCUGCGGCCCGCCGUGGUGCAUGGCGUCUGGUACUUCAAUAGCCCCUACCCCAAGAACUACCCUCCGGUGGUCUUCAAGUCGCGCACCCAAGUCGUCCACGAGAGCUUCCAGGGCCGCAGCCGCCUCCUGGGGGACCUGGGCCUGCGCAACUGCACCCUCCUGCUCAGCAACGUCAGCCCCGAGCUGGGCGGGAAGUACUAUUUCCGUGGGGACCUGGGCGGCUACAACCAGUACACCUUCUCAGAGCACAGCGUCCUGGACAUCAUCAACACCCCCAACAUCGUGGUGCCCCCAGAAGUGGUGGCAGGCACAGAAGUGGAGGUCAGCUGCAUGGUACCGGACAACUGCCCAGAGUUGCGCCCUGAGCUGAGCUGGCUGGGCCACGAGGGGCUGGGGGAGCCUGCUGUGCUGGGCCGGCUGCGGGAGGACGAGGGCACCUGGGUGCAGGUGUCGCUGCUGCACUUCGUGCCCACGAGGGAGGCCAACGGCCACCGGCUGGGCUGCCAGGCCUCCUUCCCCAACACCACCCUGCAGUUCGAAGGCUACGCCAGCCUGGACGUCAAGUACCCCCCAGUGAUUGUGGAGAUGAACUCCUCGGUGGAAGCCAUCGAGGGCUCCCACGUGAGCCUGCUCUGUGGGGCUGACAGCAACCCGCCGCCGCUGCUGACCUGGAUGCGGGACGGGACGGUGCUCCGGGAGGCCGUGGCCGAGAGCCUGCUCCUGGAGCUGGAGGAGGUGACCCCCGCCGAGGACGGUGUCUACGCCUGCCUGGCCGAGAAUGCCUACGGCCAGGACAACCGCACCGUGGGGCUCAGUGUCAUGUAUGCACCCUGGAAGCCGACGGUGAAUGGGACAGUGGUGGCCGUAGAGGGGGAGACGGUCUCUAUCUUGUGCUCUACACAGAGCAACCCGGACCCUAUUCUCACCAUCUUCAAGGAGAAGCAGAUCCUGGCCACAGUCAUCUACGAGAGCGAGCUGCAGCUGGAGCUGCCGGCCGUGUCGCCUGAGGAUGAUGGAGAGUACUGGUGCGUGGCUGAGAACCAGUAUGGCCAGAGGGCCACCGCCUUCAACCUGUCUGUGGAGUUCGCUCCUGUGCUCCUCCUGGAGUCCCACUGCGCGGCAGCCCGAGACACGGUGCAGUGCCUGUGCGUGGUGAAGUCCAACCCGGAGCCAUCCGUGGCCUUUGAGCUGCCGUCGCGCAAUGUGACCGUGAACGAGAGCGAGCGGGAGUUCGUGUACUCUGAGCGCAGCGGCCUGGUGCUCACCAGCAUCCUCACGCUGCGGGGGCAGGCCCAGGCCCCGCCCCGCGUCAUCUGCACCGCGAGGAACCUCUAUGGCGCCAAGAGCCUGGAGCUGCCCUUCCAGGGAGCCCAUCGACUGAUGUGGGCCAAGAUCGGGCCUGUGGGCGCUGUGGUCGCCUUUGCCAUCCUGAUUGCCAUCGUCUGCUACAUUACCCAGACACGCAGGAAAAAGAACGUGACAGAGAGCCCCAGCUUCUCAGCAGGGGACAACCCUCCCGUCCUGUUCAGCAGCGACUUCCGCAUCUCUGGGGCACCAGAGAAGUACGAGAGCGAGAGGCGCCUGGGAUCUGAGAGGAGGCUGCUGGGCCUUCGGGGAGAACCCCCAGAGCUGGACCUGAGCUAUUCUCACUCGGACCUGGGGAAACGGCCCACCAAGGACAGCUACACACUGACGGAGGAGCUAGCUGAGUAUGCUGAAAUCCGGGUCAAGUGAAGGAGCUGGGGGCAGCCCGUGUGGCUGACCCCCCUCAGGACCCUCGCUGGCCCCCACUGGCUGCGGGCUCCCUUCCUCCCAAAAGUAGCGGGGGCUGGGGCAGGAGGGGAAUGAGGCAGGUGACAGUGAGGUCCUGGGGACCUGACCUCCCCCCCUCCUUCCCAGCUGCCCCUCCCUGCCAACACCCCCACGCCCUCAUUACGGCUCCUUUCCAACCACCUUUACCCUCAUCUGUCCGGAGAGGAGCUCUGUCUGUCCGUGUUAUUUAUUGCUACUUCCUGCCUGGUCUCCUGCCCCGACACCUGGCCCCAGGGCCUGUACAAAAGGGACAUGAAAUAAAUGCCCCGAAGCCAAAGCCAGUCUAGA
Molecule: messenger RNA, 3082 nt
Organism: Chlorocebus sabaeus (green monkey)
Lineage: Eukaryota; Metazoa; Chordata; Mammalia; Primates; Cercopithecidae
Gene: MAG
Product: myelin associated glycoprotein
Biological process (GO): cell adhesion
Cellular component (GO): plasma membrane
Molecular function (GO): sialic acid binding
Source: RefSeq, a predicted model, not a curated record